This is a messenger RNA of Humulus lupulus (European hop), 1115 nucleotides long. Its product is annotated as transmembrane emp24 domain-containing protein p24delta4-like. Lineage: Eukaryota; Viridiplantae; Streptophyta; Magnoliopsida; Rosales; Cannabaceae. The transcript is spliced from 4 exons. Bases 121 to 795 code for a protein of 224 amino acids. Gene Ontology annotation, cellular component: Golgi apparatus; endoplasmic reticulum; endoplasmic reticulum-Golgi intermediate compartment. The record is from RefSeq and is a predicted model, not a curated record. Gene Ontology annotation, biological process: endoplasmic reticulum to Golgi vesicle-mediated transport; Golgi organization; intracellular protein transport.
CACACCCACGCGCCUGCUUUGAUUCACCUUUACCGAACUCUCCAAAACAUAGCAAUAAGAAAGAAGAAAAUUUUCCCAUUUCAAACGCAAAGAAGACCGACCCACUUGCGACCUUCUAGAAUGGCGGAAAAGCUUGACCGAUGCGCUCUAAUGGCGUCGGCUUUGUUAACCCUAUUCUGUUCGAUGGGUCUUCUGGUGACUCCGACCACGGCUAUUUGGUUGACCGUUCCCAACACGGGAACUAAGUGCGUUUCUGAGGAAAUACAAUCCAAAGUCGUUGUUUUGGCCGAUUACUACGUCGUUCAUGACGCUGUCGAUGCCAAUCAUGAUCAACCUCACAUCCCCACCAUCUCUGCUCGGGUUACAUCACCCUAUGGAAACAAUCUACACCAUCAGGAAAAUGUCACUCAAGGUCAGUUUGCCUUUACCGCAACAGAGAGUGGAAAUUACUUGGCUUGUUUCUGGAUGGAUGGAAAAUCACCGGAGGGAUCAACCUUCAGUGUUAGCCUAGACUGGAGAACCGGAAUUGCAACCAAGGAUUGGGAAUCGGUUGCCAGGAAGGAAAAGAUUGAGGGUGUAGAACUGGAGCUUAGGAAACUUGAAGGUAUUGUGGAUUCCAUUAGAGAAAAUCUAGUUUAUCUCAAGAGCAGAGAAGCAGAGAUGAGGGAAGUAAGCGAAAAAACCAACGCAAGAGUUGCUUGGUUUAGCAUCAUGUCCCUUGGUGUGUGCAUUUUGGUUUCGGGUCUCCAAUUGUGGCACUUGAAGCGCUUCUUUCGGAAGAAGAAGCUUAUAUAGAUUCUACCUCUUCUCGUUGGUUUCCUGAUACAAAUGUUAUGGUAGAGGAUGAAAUGGGGGAAGGGAGCAGAGAUGUGUAUUCUAAUUAUUCUUUAACACCGGGAGUAAAAUGUUUGUUUGAAAAUUUUACAGUGUCCCGGGUAUUAGGAAUAAGUAGAAAUACAGAAUUUUAACUGGUGUCUUUAGAUUGUUAAUUUUUGUGGCUUUCCCUUCUUGUCAUUGAUUUUUUAUUUUCUUUGGACUACAUGGAGAAUGUAUUGAUAUAUCUUUUGCUGUCGACCCCCCUACGGCCGCACGUAGUAGAUUUAUAUCGCAUGUAA